AUGGCCGCGCGCCCCGGGCCGCUGUGGCUCGUGGGCCUGGCGCUGUGCGCGCUGAGCGGCGGCGGCCCCGGCCCGCGCCCCCCGGCCGGCUGCCCGGCCCGCCGCCUGGGCCCGCGCGAGCGCCGCGACAUGCAGCGCGAGAUCCUGGCGGUGCUCGGGCUGCCCGGGCGGCCCCGGCCCCGCGCCCCGCCCGCCGCCGCCCGGCUGCCGGCGUCGGCGCCGCUCUUCAUGCUGGGCCUGUACCGCGCCAUGGCCCGCGACGACCACGAGGACGGCGGCCCCCCCGCGCGGCGCCCGGGCCGCGCCGACCUGGUCAUGAGCUUCGUCAACGUGGUGGAGCGUGACCGCACCCUGGGCCACCAGGAGCCCCACUGGAAGGAGUUCCACUUUGACCUGACCCAGAUCCCGGAGGGGGAGGCGGUCACGGCCGCUGAGUUCCGGAUUUACAAGCUGGCCAGCACCCACCUGCUCAACAGGACUCUGCACGUCAGCACGUUCGAGGUGGUCAGGGAGCAGUCCAACAGGGAGUCUGACUUGUUCUUUUUGGAUCUUCAGACGCUCCGAGCUGGGGACGAGGGCUGGCUGGUGUUGGACGUGACAGCAGCCAGUGGCCGCUGGUUGUUGGGCCGGAACAAGGACCUGGGGCUCCGCCUCUAUGUGGAAACGGAAGAUGGGCGCAGCGUGGAUCCUGGCCUGGCCGGUCUGCUGGGGCGACGGGCGCCGCGCUCCAAGCAGCCUUUCCUGGUCACUUUUUUCAGGGCGAGCCCCGGUCCCGUCCGCGCCCCUCGGGCAGCGAGGCCCCUGAAGAGGAGGCCGCCGAAGAAAAGCAACGAGCUGCCGCACCCGAACCGCCUCCCAGGGAUCUUCGAUGACGUUCAUGGCACCGAUGGCCGGCAGGUGUGCCGGCGGCACGAGCUCUACGUCAGCUUCCAGGACCUGGGCUGGCUGGAUUGGGUCAUCGCCCCCCAGGGCUACUCAGCCUAUUACUGUGAGGGCGAGUGCUCCUUCCCGCUGGACUCGUGCAUGAACGCCACCAACCACGCCAUCCUGCAGUCCCUGGUGCACCUGAUGAAGCCGGAUGCGGUCCCCAAGGCGUGCUGUGCCCCCACCAAGCUGAGCGCCACCUCCGUGCUCUACUACGACAGCAGCAACAACGUCAUCCUGCGCAAGCACCGCAACAUGGUGGUCAGGGCGUGCGGCUGCCACUGAGGUGCUGCCCACCCCCUGUGCCUCCUGCCUGCGUCCCCCCACUCCGGAGGCAGGGAACCCUGUAACCCAGCCUGGUCCUCAGAUCAACAUAUGUAUGCUCCCCUCGCCUUCCUGCCCGGGCUGGAUCUUCUCCAGGCCUCUGCAUCCUUCCCUGCCUGCGGUUUGUGACAGUCCUUUGGCCUCCAGGCCUGGUGGUCUGAGUCAUCAAGUAGGUUCUCUCCCAGCCUCCUCCACAAGCACAUCCUGACCAGCAUUUUGGGUUGAAACCGAAGUCCUGUCUGAGGACCUACCCAUGCAGGGUGGUCUGCGGUAAAUAGGCACCUAGGGCUCAGGGUGGCUACCUCCGGGUCUUCACUGUCCAUUUCAGGGCUUGGUAUGUGUAGACAGGGUCUGGUCCACCUCCGGUUGCCUGCCCCUCCCUGGCGCUUUCUUUUUUUUUUUUUUUUUUUUUGUUAGAAUGUGGACUUGCCCUCGUUGUGUAGUUGUGGGUCUGAAUUACAGCCCGCUGGCCACAGGCAUGUGGGUCAACUCGAGGAAGAGUUGAAUGAACAACAUGGUGUAGGACAAAGGCCGAUGGCACUUGUCUCCCCCUCCCGUCUUCCUGUCUUGAUCUGCCUCUGCCAUCUGGGGAAGGGGUACAGGGCAUGGACGUUUGGCCUUUGUAGGAACAAAACAUUUGGACGGUUUUGUUCGCCUGCCUGUCCCCAUGCUGAGCCACGAGCAGCUCAGCCCCAUGGGAAGCUCCGUAUUGAGCCUAUCCGGUGAUACGUCAGGUGGCCUGAGAUGACAGUGCUCAGCACACGUGAUGUGAUUUCCCUUUGGCGUGGCAAACACCAAUCAUCAAUCCUGAUAUUUUUUUCUUCCAAAUCUGUAUAGAAUUCUAAAAUGACGCAUACUGGAGUCCCCUGCAGCCACUGCCAGCAGAUCAAAGUUGACAUGUUAAGUGGAAACUGUUUGCCAUCUUGUGCAGGCCAGGGGGCAAUCCGCUUCACCCAGAGCAGUGCACCUGGGACCCCGGGCAGCCUGGGGCCAGGGCACGGCCUCCCAGCCCCCGCUAUGGCCAGAAGUUGUCACCAUAAUCUGCACCACCCUGUGUGCCCAGGAGUGCUGUCCUCUACCUUGGGACCUGUGAGCCAGGGCGCGACAGGCAGUAAUUAGGGGCCCGGGCGGGGCGCUCCCGGAAACCGCUCCUCUGCCUGGAGCCGCUGCCAAGCCUGUAAUUUCCCUGCUCAGCCCAGUCCAGCUGCCUGGGCCUGUCCCCCCCACCCCCCCCAGGCCCAGCGGGGCGGAGGCAGAAGCACCAUGUACCCCUGGGGCACAUCCCCAGUCACCCCGCCCCCAGAGGAGGGGCCCCAGGACCACAGGUGUGGAGGCCAGGCCCUGCUGGGGGACAAAAGCCCCUCCACAGGGACCUGGGGGUACAGGAGCAGACGCAGAUUGUGCCUGGACUGUGUGCUAGGGGGUGAGCUCCCUGUCAGUAUAAGGACCUAAACUCUGGUCCAGAUGUGAGGCAACCAGACUUGGAGCCUCCUUUGGGCUUCACUUUCCCACCUGUACCUGUGGGCACUGGGCCUUCCGCCAGGAACGUGUCUAACCCUUUCUCACCCUGCACGCGGAGACAGCCUCAUGACCCUGGACUCGGGGCUCAGGUGGCGGUCACAGAUCGGCUGGUAGGACAGGAACCUGUUUGCCAUUCGAGUCCUCAGCUGACACUUGUCUUCCUAACAUCAAGGAUUGUCUUUCAGGCAAAUGUAAAUUUGAAAUCAGCCAAUUAUUUCAACAGUUUUUUACUUCCCCUGGUAGCCAGCACCCAGUGGCGGCCUGGCACAGCCAGCGGUGUGCCAGGGGUGUCUGUCAAAACCUCCUGUUCGGCAGCACAGCACGAGCGCCUGGAGCUAAGUCUCCCUGCGCAUGCACAACUGAAAAGCUUUCGCCUGGCUCCCUGGGUGCCGCUCGCAGAACCUCUGCAGCCCGCGCAGUCUCUAAAUGAGAUCCAACAGGAACUGCCCCGAGCAGGACGCAAUCGUGAGUGGACACAAAGCCUGUGCGUCUCCCUCUGUUUAUUGCACGGUGUGGCACGCGCUCGCUGCGUGCGUUCUGUUCCCAGUUGUCAGUUUGCUGAGCCUAGGACGGCAGCCGAGGGAGCGGCCCAGAUGCCGCCCUUUCCCUUCCUCUUGCUCAGGCCGUGGCUUGUGUACCUGGUUGCACGGGACUGAAGGCUACGCACAGGGGGACAGUCAGGCCCGUGGACAGCCACGAGGAGUCCGUGACUGCUGCCAGGAAAAGGCUGAGGAGAAAGGUACAGCAGCCUCGGUUUGGGGAGCACGAGGCUGGCCUCGAGGCCUUGUCGGCACAUUUCUGCUCUAAGGUUUUCUAAAUUGGGGAAGUAACUUGUUCUGGAAAAAUCCAGAAACAGGAAAAGAGGCCACAUAGCAAGAGGACAGAGGUGUGGAGUCAGAUGGGUCUGAAUCUUGGUUUUUCUUCUGCGGAGCAGGAUCUUGGUUCCUUCCUUCCAAGCGAGUGUGAAGAUCACAUUUAGGACAAGGUGUCCCACGUAAACACUUAGCAACUGGAACUUGCUGGCAUUACCACAAGGAAUUUGCUGACUGCUUAGCCCUUUCUGUGCUUGUCCACUAAACCUCCUCUCAGAAAAUGUUCUGCAGAUGCUUUUUCCUACAAAAUCUACACCCUGCGAUCCACGGAGGGAGGACUUUGUGUUCUCACCGCUCUCAAGGCCUCAGGAAAGUGUCUGGUUAUGGCCAGGCUGGGAAUCGCCCCCAGUGCUCCCAGAGGCAGGGGGAGCCCACCAGCCUGCUGAAGGCACAAGCCUUGCCCCAUCUGUUGAAAAACGGAUUUUUAACUUAUCACAAAAAUAAUGCAGUUUUGGAGGAAAAAUUAGGAAAAAAUACAACUGAAGUCACCACAGUUGUAUGACUCAGAUAAACGCAGUAUCUGGAUGAAUUUAUUUCUAGGCUUUUCUCUUAAGAUACACGCAUAGAGAUGUUUACAUAUUAUAGAUGUUUUUACAAAAUUGGGAUCAUACUGUAUUAUAUGGAUUGCUUUCAAAUAUGCCUUUCCCACUUUAUUAUGCCGUAAAAAUUCUCCUGUUGAUAAAUAUUUUUUGAAAACA
Molecule: messenger RNA, 4339 nt
Organism: Canis lupus familiaris (dog)
Lineage: Eukaryota; Metazoa; Chordata; Mammalia; Carnivora; Canidae
Product: bone morphogenetic protein 8B
Exons: 7
Coding region: 1-1209 (402 amino acids)
Biological process (GO): SMAD protein signal transduction
Cellular component (GO): extracellular region
Molecular function (GO): growth factor activity; cytokine activity
Source: RefSeq, a predicted model, not a curated record